UUUCUUUGGUGGUGGUGCCGCAUCCAUGACGAAGCGAAGUGCGAUGAAGAGGUCUCGUCGCAAAGGCCUCGGACAAGCGGAGCGAAUCAUCAUCAUCAUCAUCAUCAUGUCUCGUCGUGGUCGGAUUAAGUCUACAGAAAUUAUCCUCGAGCCACCGCGGUCGAAAAGAGCAAGACAAACAUGCGACUUGGGAGUCAAUAUGGUGCGCGCAGAUGCAGCACGGAGGGCUCCGUAUUAUCUCCAUCAAGUGCAGGACUGCGAGAGGAGUUCUGAUUGAGGCGGUACCGGCGUCUGGAGUAGUCCAACGUUAGUCGAUCUUUACCGUCGUUGUGUCUGAAAACAUGAACUUGCGGAGAUAAGUCGAACAUCGGUGGACGUAGUGUUAGACGAUCCGAGAUAAACAUGCAGCGUUGUCCUGGAAAUUUGACAUAAAGACAGAGAUCAGAGCUGCGUGCUGAGGGCUCCUGACCCGCUGCAGGUUCUAAGAAUGAUCGUCGGGACAGUACACAAGGCUAGAGAAGCCUGUAAAGAAGCAUGCU
This is a messenger RNA of Stereum hirsutum FP-91666 SS1, 539 nucleotides long. RefSeq lists its product as uncharacterized. NCBI's taxonomy places the organism in Eukaryota, Fungi, Basidiomycota, Agaricomycetes, Russulales, Stereaceae. The transcript is spliced from 4 exons. The record is from RefSeq and is a predicted model, not a curated record. The annotation marks the transcript as partial.